AGGACAACGUCACUUCAUUCCUUAUUGGUCCCAUGAAAUCCAAACUUCCGCGCUUUAAUGACGUACUUGUCUCAAUCUAGUGCUAGAAGUGUCAGGCAGAGAACACAUCUUGUAAAACUGUAAAUAUAAAUAUGGCAGGCAGUGAAACGAUGGUCAAAAAAACUCAGUGCAAUGAGUCACUGUUAAUUAGCAGCCUCAGACGAUUCAGGGACACGUACAUCACCGACGCAAGGAGACCACUUAAUCAAACGGCAACUACAGAAAUGACAGAUGGGAAAACACCACUUGGAAGUCUUGGGAGUUUACCGGUGGAUCUUCAGUUCUUAAUCAUGACUCUGCUCUCCCCUCCUGACCUCUGUCAUCUGGGAGCAACCAGCUCCUACUGGCAGGUAAUGGUCCGGGACCCACUGCUAUGGCGAUACUUCCUGCUCAGGGAUAUGCCUCAUUGGCCCUCUAUAGAUCAUGUGACCAUGCCUCAAUUGAAGGACCUGAAAGCCUCACUGUUUGACAGGGAAGAGGAUACAGACAAGAUGCAAUUGGACCCACAACAAGACCUCAUGGCAGAGUACCUAAGAGGCUGCCCAGCCUGCAGACAGCGUUUGCAGCCGCCACAGCAACUCUAUAAGGUUGUGACUUCUCUCCUGCUGUCUUACGUGAUGUCAGCCGAGCCACGCUAUGCGAUGUUUGGGCCUGGGAUGGAACAGUUGGACGUCUCCAUUGUGUGUCGUCUCAUGCACUCCCCAGAGAUGCUCCCUGUGGUGGAAACUACCCAACGUCAGAUAAAUGGGAUUGGGUCUGGGAUUAGUUACAUGUACAAGAACCAGCACAAAUUCAAUAUUCUGACGCUGUACUCAUCUAACAGGGCAGAGAGGGAGAGAGCCCGUGUAGAGCAGCAGAGUGUAACCAGUAAACUGUUCAUCCUGGAGGGAACGGACCAGUCAGGACGCCCCAUCUACACCCCCACCCCUCAGGUCCAAGAAGUGUGCCAUAUUGUGAAUGGCUUCAUCUACGUGGCCAAUGCUGAACAAGGUGAAGGGGAGUUACAACGAGCUCAGAUCCAGGCUCUGUUGGGGCAUGCCAGGUCCGACAGACCCCUCCUGGUGUUGUCUUGUGUCUCCACAGAAGACCCAGACCUAUCCAGCCUCAGAACCAGGACCUCCUGUGUAGACAUGGCUCAGAGACUUGGUCUGCCGCUGCUACCCAAUCCUUGGAUGGUACAGGACACUGUAGCAGAGUCUCUCUCUGGGUUCCUGGACGGCAUCUCCUGGCUGCUUCAUUAUUCUGGUGUCAGGUUGUAGAAGUUCACAUACAUAAGCAUGCACACACUAAGAAAGCCUUGUAUACCUUGAUAACAUUUAUGAAAUAUGAAUCAAAAACCCCCCCCAAAAUAAUUGUGAAAAAUAUGCGUUCUGUCUUGAACACAAUUUUCUCUGAUUAAAGCACUGGUUUGCAGUUCAUAUCUCCCAAAGAGAGUACAUUCUUUUGUACCUCAUCUGGUUGAAUAAAGGUUAAAAUGUGCCUUAUUUAAGGAAAAGUGCAAUUUCAGUUGAUAUUUUGCAGGUGCAAAUUCUAUUUUUGUUAAUUGUUGGUUUCAAAAUAUGAAGUAUUUUAUACAGUGAUCCAAGCAACCAUUAAUAUUAUUUGUAAUAUUAUAUACAAAAAAUAAAUUAUACAAACUU
Molecule: messenger RNA, 1679 nt
Organism: Hypomesus transpacificus
Lineage: Eukaryota; Metazoa; Chordata; Actinopteri; Osmeriformes; Osmeridae
Gene: fbxo4
Product: F-box protein 4
Exons: 7
Coding region: 132-1298 (388 amino acids)
Biological process (GO): SCF-dependent proteasomal ubiquitin-dependent protein catabolic process; protein polyubiquitination
Cellular component (GO): SCF ubiquitin ligase complex
Molecular function (GO): protein binding
Source: RefSeq, a predicted model, not a curated record